This is a messenger RNA of Harmonia axyridis, 805 nucleotides long. RefSeq lists its product as uncharacterized. NCBI's taxonomy places the organism in Eukaryota, Metazoa, Arthropoda, Insecta, Coleoptera, Coccinellidae. The transcript has 6 exons. Gene Ontology annotation, molecular function: peptidase inhibitor activity. The record is from RefSeq and is a predicted model, not a curated record. The coding region runs from base 70 to 723 and encodes 217 amino acids. Gene Ontology annotation, cellular component: extracellular region.
GUUCUUGUAAAACCGUGCAAAUGAUUCAUUUUUCAUCUACAGUUAUUCAUGGUAGUUUUAUUUUGAAACAUGAGAAGAGUUUUGAUGACUUUUGUAUUUGUUCAGUUUUUUCAGUACCUUUUCUCAGACUGCAUUGUGGGAGAAACAUGGUAUGAAAAGUGCAGAAAAUGUAAAUGCAACAUCAAUCAAAAGCCCAAAUGUGAGGUACAUUCCUGUAACUCCAUAGCUGUUUGUCCGUCGAAAAUGAUAUGGAUGUCUGACGAACAGAGAUGUUAUUGCGAUCGCCCAUUACAACAUUCCGUUUGUGUGGAUAUAGAAUUUCAAAAAGAUAUGAGAGGACAUGCUUGCGAUCAAGAUACAUUUUUUUAUGACUCGUGCACACUCUGUAUUUGCCAAGGCGGUCGAACAGCUUGUGUGGCUUACUCCAACUGCUUCAAUCCAAGAGGAGGUAUAUGCAAUGAGGGCGACAGCAUUAUAGACAAUUGCUUCAAUUGCACCUGCACCCAUACUAGGUUCCUCAAAUGUGUCCUGAUAGAAAAAUGUUGGUCUAGAGAAAAUAAAGAAGGAAAAUGCCCUACUCGAAAAAACAUGUUAUUUGAUUUGGGAUGUAUCAUUGGAAUAGAUCAAGAAUGUCAUUAUGACUACGAAUGUCCAGAUGAAAAAAAAUGUUGCCAAGUGACAGAGUGUUCUUUCCGCUGCCAGAAACCAGUUAUCGAUAAUUAAAGCAUUAAAAUUUAUUCUUUUGAUAAUAUAUUUGUGAAUCUUUUCCUGGGGAAAACAUCGCAAAAUAAAACAAAUAUUCACA